This is a messenger RNA of Ixodes scapularis (black-legged tick), 2704 nucleotides long. Its product is annotated as hydroxymethylglutaryl-CoA synthase 1. The coding region runs from base 189 to 1682 and encodes 497 amino acids. Lineage: Eukaryota; Metazoa; Arthropoda; Arachnida; Ixodida; Ixodidae. Gene Ontology annotation, biological process: acetyl-CoA metabolic process. Gene Ontology annotation, molecular function: hydroxymethylglutaryl-CoA synthase activity. The transcript is spliced from 9 exons. The record is from RefSeq and is a predicted model, not a curated record.
CAAGUCCAAUGACCUACACAUCCGGUUCACUUCUUCCGUUUCAUACGUGUAUAGUGGCAAAGUUAAAAGGGACAAGCCGGAGGAAUGCCCGAGUCGGUGUCGCGGAAUUUCCUGGCUUCUAAAUUGUGUCCACUGACAGCACCGGCUCCUCGCCAUUGACAUUGGUAAAUGCUCGAACGGCCAAGACGAUGCCGAGUUUCAAGACGACCGAGGUGCGCGACCGCUGGCCCGAGGAUGUUGGGGUGCUGGCCAUGGAGCUGUACUUCCCCUUCCUCUACGUGGACCAGACUGAGCUGGAGGUCUUCGACGGUGUCUCUACGGGAAAGUACACCAUUGGGCUGGGCCAGGCCCGCAUGGGCUUCUGCUCGGACCGAGAGGACACCCACUCGCUCUGCCUGACGGUGACGAGCCGCCUGCUGGAGCGCACGGGGGUGGGCCUGGACCGCAUCGGUCGCCUGGAAGUGGGCACCGAGACCCUCCUGGACAAGUCUAAGAGCGUCAAGACGGUGCUCAUGCAGCUCUUCGAGGAGAGCGGCAACACGGACAUUGAGGGGGUGGACACCACGAACGCCUGCUAUGGCGGCACGGCGGCACUGUUCAACGCCGCCGCCUGGGUCGAGUCCAGUGCCUGGGAUGGACGCUACGCCCUGGUGGUGGCGGCGGACAUUGCGGCGUACGCGAUUGGACCGGCGAGACCUACGGGUGGUGCCGGGGCGGUGGCCAUGUUGGUGGGCCCCAACGCAGCCCUCAUCCUCGAACAAGGAGUGCGUGCGUCGCACAUGUGCCACGUGUACGACUUCUACAAGCCGGACCUGCACACGGAGUACCCCCGGGUGGACGGCAAGCUGUCCGUGGAGUGCUACAGCCGCGCUCUGGACAAGUGCUACGCGGGCUUCUGCAGGAAGGCACGCGUGGCCUACGCCAAAGAGCGCGGUGACCGCCCGGUGACUCUGGAGGACCUGGACGCCAUGCUGUUCCACGCCCCGUACGGAAAGCUGGUGCAGAAGAGCCUGGCCCGGCUGGUGCUCAACGACUUCCUCAGGGACCCCGCACAGCACCCGGCCCUGGCUGCUUUUGGCUCCCUGAAGCUGGAGGACACUAUCCACGACCGGGAGGUGGAGCGAGCCUUCAUGCAGCUGAGCCGCAAGACCUUCCAGCAGAAGACCGAGCCCAGCCUGCUGGUGUCCAACCAAGUGGGCAACAUGUACACCCCGUCCCUGUACUCCUGCCUUGCCUCCUACAUCGCCAGCUGCCCCGUGUCGGAGCUGGCCGGGCGCCGGGUGGGGCUCUUCUCGUACGGGUCGGGGAUGGCGGCCACGCUGUUCAGCAUGCGGGUGACGCGGGACCUGUCCCCGGAGUCGCCUCUGCUGGAGCUGCACGCCAGCCUCGCCGACCUGCCGGCCCGGCUGGCCCAGAGGCGCAAGGUGCCCCCUGCCGAAUUCGCCCGCAUGAUGAAGCUGCGGGAGGACACGCACCACCUGGUCCCGUACAGCCCCGUGGGGUCCCUGGACGAGCUGUUCCCGGGCACCUGGUACUUGACCCAGGUGGAUGAGAUGCACCGGAGGAGCUACAAGCGCCUCCCGCUCCUCGACACCAACGGCAGGGCCCCCAGGGCACCCUUCAAGGAGGACGCCGCCACCAACGGACAGCCGGUCGGUGCAUCAGAGUCCGAGGCUCACUGAACCUCGGCUUGAGUCCAAAGGUUCCCUUCCCUCGACGACGGCGGCCGCCUUGGAUGUGCCCCCCCACGUUGUUCCGAAGGAGCUGAAUGGGGACGUUCGGGCACCGGAUCGGCAUGCUUCCCAACGUGCAGCCGGCUCGGGCGUUGCGGCGGAAGUAUUGCGUUUUCCGCAGGAAGGUGACGGCCUGGCUGCUUUGGCGGUGCAGUGUCUGCAUUUCGAGAAGAGACUCUCGGCAAUGUCCGAACUACUAACCGAAUCUCGGAGCAGUGGGCCGUUGGCAGCCGGCACGCUUGGGGCGAAAGGAACGGCAGCUAGAGUCUUCCCCUUCUCCGCCAGGCCCCGACCUCACAGUGGCCGUCGAGCACUUCUGUGGGGACGCACGACGGGUCAACGCGUGUACAUAUGUUACCCAAAGAAGUUUGUUUAUAUAAUAUCUUUCGGACCGGGCGCAGAUACGAACCCUUUGUCGGGCUGCAUUGUCACCGGCGUAGCUGCCGCGAGAACGCGUGGGGACUGCUUCAGAGGUUUACGCUUUCGUAAGCUCCGGUCGAGCUGGCUCGAGUUCCUGAGGGUGCGCCUCUUCCAGUUUGUAUCGCGCCCCUCGACGGAAGCCUGCUCGACCGGAACAUGCAGCUAGCUGCACUACUAUUGGAAAGUUUUAUAUCGCGUAUAGUAUUUAUUUCUCACGCCGCGCAAUCAUGGUACUAUGGUAUGAGGGUUAGAUUUUUUUUUUCUCGCGGGAUUGCACUGUUUGUAAAUCAUCAAGAUUUUUUUUUGGCAUAUGGCCAAUCAUUUUUUGUUUUUGUUUAGUUUUUUACUAAAACGAUUCCUCAAUAAACGAGUGUAUGACUUUGCAUGCCGGACAUCGAGAAUGGUUGUUUUUAGAAAGCUGGAAGGGUCGCGAAGUAUCUCCUCUCUGAGUUGUUUGCCUGUAGACCAGCCUUGCAAGUUUUACACUUACAAAUUGUGAUGCAAAGCAUGGAUUAUAUGGUGAACUAUUAAAGGUUAUAACUACCUUCUUA